GUCUUUGGUCCAAAAUCUAAUGUUGCAGAGAUGAAUAAGCAUUUGUGAAAAGAACCCACUUUACCAAUUCUCUCUCUCUCUCACACAUCUUGUUAGCAAGCAAAAAAGAUAGAAAGAAUCUUCAGAAGAAUCACAUUACAACAACAAAGAAAACACCACAUCCCAUCUCACCAACAACCCAAUCUCUCUCUCUCUCUCUCUCUUCACCAACAACAGUCAUUGAAAUCCAAAACCCACCAAAAGCUGUAACCAACUUGACAUCUUAUACAUGUCUUUCUGUUUUCUUCACACCACAACCCACUUGUUCUUCUUCUGAUUACACACAACCCCUCUUCAUUUUCUCUCUCUACAUGUCUAGAAUCACUAAAGUUUUGAUCUUGGGGGGGAAUUUGGAUCCACAGAGGAAAAGAAGUGGUGGGUUGAGAACCAAACAGGCUGGGAGAGGCUCUUGCAGGGGGAGUUAGGGUUGUUAGUUUGCUAUUGUUUCUUGAUUUUCUUCAUCUUUAUUGUGUUUUGAUAAAUGGGUUAUUUACUAAAAGAAGCACUCAAGACCCUGUGUGGUGUUAAUCAGUGGGCUUAUGCUAUUUUCUGGAAGAUUGGCUGUCAAAACCCUAAGCUUCUAAUAUGGGAAGAAUGUUAUUAUGAACCCGUAAUUUUUUCUAACGGUGGGCAUGGAGUUCAAGCAACAAAUAAAAUCGACUUGCUUGUAACCAAAAUGAUGAAAGAUAACUACAUCAAUCUCUUAGGAGAAGGAUUAGUCGGGAGGGUUGCAUUUACUAGAAAUCAUCAGUGGAUUAUACGCGAUAACAAAAUGCUAGGCCCCCAUCCACCCGAGGUAUCAAAUGAGGUUUAUGCACAAUUCUCAGCAGGCAUACAGACAAUAGCAGUUAUUCCCGUUCAUCCUCACGGGGUUGUUCAACUCGGUUCAUCCUCAACUAUUUUGGAGAAUCUGGGAUUUGUAAAUGAUGUUAAUAGUUUAAUUUCUCAACUUGGAUGCGUUCCCGGUGCAUUAUUAUCAGAAACCUACAUGAAAAAUGAAGAUGCCAUGAACACUAAUCCAAACGGGCCCGACUGUACACUCUUUACUCCUGACAUAUGCAACCAAACGGGCCCGAACCGGGCCCAGGUUGUCCACUCACCUCAGGCUUCAGGAAGCAGUGGACACACUUCUUUCUCUUUUGGUAGGCCUGUAAUUUGUCGAAGUUCUACAAUAUCUGACCCGAAAAACGGUCAACAAACUGCUUUUGGCUCGUUCUCAGCGAACUGUGACCCGUUAAGAUUAAUGGAACAACAUAUGUUAUCGGAUGCGUUUUUGGGAGAUAAUGGUGAUGAUACUAUGAUGUCUCAAAUAACAAAGGAGUCGAAUAAUGUCGUUGCAGGCUCGGAUCCAUGUUCUUUUCCAGAUGCUCACUUCUCUCGUGCACAGCUCGACGAACAGUGCACACGGGUCAAGUUGACUUCCAACGACGAAAAGCUAGAACAUGAAUUGUUUCAGGGUCUUACAAUGUCAUCAGAAGAAGCAUGUUUAAAACCGCCAUCUAGUGACGACUUGUUUGACAUUGUGGGUAUGGAUUUAAAAAACAAAUUAUUCGGUGGAAGUCGGGACAACGUUAUUAGUAAUGUAAUAGAACCAACCCCGCCAAAUCUAAUUAAAAACGGUAGAGCGGUUCUAGAUUCAUUUCCAGUUUAUGACGGAGAAUCCGAUAGCGGUAUCUAUUCAUCAACGGCCAGUGAUCAUCUUUUAGAUGCAGUUGUCUCUAAGAUUCAUUCCACUCCUGUUACUUAUUCAUCAUCUGUUUGGGCUAAUCGCGGGACUAGUUUGACGCAAAACGAGUUGAUUAACGGUGCCAAAUGUUUGAAAAACACAGGGGUAACGAGUUCUUUUUCGUAUAAAUCCGGGAUUUCGAAAGAAGACGGCGGAAACUUCUCUGAUACUAGUUCGAUAAUCUCAUCACAAGUCAGUUCUUGGGCUGACCAAAGACGUGAAGUGAAAAAAGAUUACGGUUUUGCAUCCGGGUAUGCUAAAAAGACUGAUGAAAUCAGCAAAUCUAAUCGUAAGAGACUUAAACCGGGAGAAAACCCUAGACCUAGACCGAAAGAUCGCCAGAUGAUUCAAGAUCGUGUAAAAGAAUUAAGAGAAAUCGUUCCGAACAGUGCCAAGUGCAGCAUCGAUGCUUUGCUAGAACGCACGAUCAAGCACAUGCUUUUCUUGCAAAGUGUUACAAAGCAUGCAGACAAGCUAAAACAAACGGGUGAAUCCAAGAUUGUGAGCAAGGAUGGUGGUAUAUUGUUGAAAGACAACUUUGAAGGAGGAGUAACAUGGGCGUACGAAGUUGGUUCACAGUCGAUGGUCUGUCCUAUAAUAGUCGAGGAUCUCAAUUCACCUCGUCAGAUGCUUGUAGAGAUGUUAUGUGAAGAAAGAGGUUCGUUCCUGGAGAUAGCCGAUGGUAUUAAAGGAUUAGGAUUAACUAUCUUGAAGGGGGUGAUGGAGUCUCGUAACGACAAGAUAUGGGCCCACUUUACCGUAGAGGCAAACAGGGAUGUGACGAGAAUGGAAAUUUUUAUGUCACUUGUUAGCCUCUUGGAUCAAGCUGCCAAAAACGGUGGUGAUUGCAAUGGGAAGGCGAAUAUUUCGGUCCAUGAACAAUCUUUCCACCAAGUGGCCACCAACCCUAUGAGUGUUGGACCGAGUAGCAUGCGGUAACGGGUCGCUUGGAGAUGUUGAGAGCAGCUCUGCCAUGACCGACAUGAUCCCAGCCUGGUUUACGUUAUCGAUCCAAAUGUUGUAUGUUAUUAGCUAACUGACUGAAACUUGUUUCUUACAAGGUUCUUGUAGUUGAUUAGAGCUUUGAUGCACAUGUAGCUGAAUGUUGGUGUGUGUUUUCAUGUAUUCAUCACUGGUUGUGUUUAAUAUAGUUUUUUGCUCCUUGUAAUCCACUUUGUAUAAUUUUUAGUUUUUGCUCUUUAUAAAAUUAAACCAGUUUAAACGCUUAA
Messenger RNA from Helianthus annuus (common sunflower), 2994 nucleotides. Its product is annotated as transcription factor LHW. The record is from RefSeq and is a predicted model, not a curated record. Bases 521 to 2704 code for a protein of 727 amino acids. The transcript is spliced from 11 exons. Gene Ontology annotation, molecular function: protein dimerization activity; DNA-binding transcription factor activity. Gene Ontology annotation, biological process: regulation of DNA-templated transcription. NCBI's taxonomy places the organism in Eukaryota, Viridiplantae, Streptophyta, Magnoliopsida, Asterales, Asteraceae.